Messenger RNA from Meloidogyne enterolobii, 1200 nucleotides. NCBI's taxonomy places the organism in Eukaryota, Metazoa, Nematoda, Chromadorea, Rhabditida, Meloidogynidae. The record is from the annotation of a GenBank genome assembly.
UGUUCGAGCAUUAUGUUAACUAAUUUAAUUUUAGUUGACAAUACAAGUUCAAGAGAAAGAAAAUCUAGCAAUGAUACAAUGAAUAAAUUUAAGCAAGCUUUAAAGGGUGUGCCCCCAGAAACAACUGUAGAACUAGAAAAUAUUAAAACAAAUAUAGAUCCAUUAUGGAAAGAUAUAAAAGAAAAGCAUAAUAGAAUUAUUAGAUUUUAUAAGAAUGCCAAAGAAGCAACAAUCAACCGAUGUGUAAAAAUUAAAAAUUUUGCUUGGGAAAUUAACAAAUAUAAGCAAGAGAAAGAACGUGAAAGUUCAUCAACUGAUUUAUUUGUCCCAAUUACGACACCCGAAGUUGAAAAAAUGAACAAAGCAUUUAAUCAAAUUAAAUUAAAACCAGCUAUUAUUUAUUUAAUUUAUCUGUAUGAGCAAAAAAGGAACAAGAAAGAUUUGAAAAAAUACGAAGAUAAAAUUAACAAACUGAGAGGAUUAGCUGGAAAUAUUCAAAAUUUUAAUCUUCAAUUUUACGAACAACAAAACUUGCAAGCUUUGCAGAAAUAUAUCCACAUUAAUUGGUCUAUAAAAGUGGUAGAAGAAGAGAAAUACAAAUCUUAUCAUUUUUAUAAUGAGCUGCUCAAAAUAAAAUUUUAUUUUCAUUGGCCUACAUUUACGUUUAAGCAAAGUAUUCACGAUCCUUCGUAUAAGCCAACUCCGUUAGGAAGCGGAGCUCAAAGUUUUGCUGAAUCAUCAAGACCAAGCACUAGUAUGCAAAGAUCAGGGCGUGAUAGUGGGCAUAUCAUUGCUACACCGGAAGAAGAAGAAGAAGGGGAUGAUGAAGAGGAUGAAGGAGAAGAGGAAUAUGACGAGGAAGAGGAUGAAGAAGAGGAUCAGCCAGAAACUGCCGCAACGGCAUUUCGUCAAGACGAAGGACAUGGAGAAAUACAACCAGAAGGACAUCAGCUUGGUUGGCAAGGUGGUUAUCCUCCGCAAUGGACAGGCCAGAAUAUUCCGUGGAAUCAUCCAUACGAUGCUUCUCAAUUUUAUGCUCCGCAGUGGACAGGACAAUUUGAUGAUCAUGGGCGACCAAUCUACUAUGCUUAUCCAGGAGAAUCAAGUCAUCAGCUUGGUUGGCAAGGUCAUGAUCCAAGCCAUCAGCUUGGUUGGCAAGGCAUGGAAUCCUACACAUUAAAACAAGACGAACAAAUUUGA